Messenger RNA from Solanum tuberosum (potato), 2253 nucleotides. Its product is annotated as zinc finger MYM-type protein 1-like. Lineage: Eukaryota; Viridiplantae; Streptophyta; Magnoliopsida; Solanales; Solanaceae. The record is from RefSeq and is a predicted model, not a curated record. The transcript has 5 exons. Bases 1 to 2253 code for a protein of 750 amino acids.
AUGCGGCAAUUUUUUCCUGAUUGGUUUAAUGGUCGUAAGUGGUUGGAGUAUAGCAUAACAAAAGAUGCUGCAUUUUGUUUGUGUUGCUAUUUGUUUAAAAAUGAAUGUGAAAGUCGUGGAUAUGUGGUUGAUGCUGCUUUCACAAAGACUGGCUAUAGAGCUUGGAACAAAGCUACUGAAAGAUUUAGAGCUCAUGUUGGAGAUAUAAAUAGCAUCCACAACAAGUGUUUCAACAAGAUGCUUGAUUUGAUGAAUCAAUCACAGUCAAUACGCACUUCCUUUGAUAAAAAGUCCCAGAAAGAAAAAAAAUUUCUCUUGAAAUUAGGAUUAUCAUUCCGUGGACAUGAUGAGAGUCGAUCUUCUUCAAAUAGAGGUAUUUUUCUUGAACUUUUGCAAUGGUAUGGAGAUAUUAAUGAAGAUGUUGGAAGCAUUAUUUUAGAAAAAGCUCCAAAAAAUGAAAUGAUGUGUUCUCCAAGUAUUCAAAAGGAUAUUGUUGAUUCUUGUGCUAAGGAAACAAUCAAAUCUAUUCUUGAAGAUUUAGAUGGGGAUUAUUUUGGGAUACUAGUCGAUGAAUCAAAGGAUGUAUCACACAAGGAGCAAAUGGCACUUGUUUUGAGAUAUGUUAACAAAGAAGGAGAAGUGAUAGAGCGAUUUGUUGGUAUUAUUCAUGUUAGUGAUACAUCUGCUUGUUCAUUAAAGGAAGCAAUAUACUCUUUUCUUUCAGAUCACUCAUUAAGUCCAUCCCAAAUACGUGGGCAAGGUUAUGAUGGAGCUAGCAAUAUGCAAGGACAUCUAAAUGGUCUUAAAACUUUGAUUUUAAAUGAGACUCCAUCGACAUAUUGCAUUCAUUGUUUUGCCCACCAAUUGCAGUUAACACUAGUGGCUCUUGCAAAGAAGGAUUCAAAUGUAGAUGACUUUUUUUGCUUAGUUACUAAUGUGUUAAAUAUUGUUGGAGCAUCUUUUAAGCGCAGGGAUUUACUUCGGAAACACCAAGCUGAACAGUUAGAGGAGUUGCUCAUAUCAGGGGAAGUGCAUACUGGGCGAGGAUUAAAUCAAGAACGUGGGCUUCAGCGGCCAGGUGAUACUCGUUGGGGUUCUCAUUAUAGAACAUUAGAUAAUCUUAUUGUUCUAUUUCCAUCAGUUAUUCAUGUGCUUGAAUUUACUGGAUGCGAGUGUCCAAACUAUACUGAUAGACUUUUUGCUAAAACUCUUGUGGAUACGAUUAAGAAAUUUGAUUUUUCCUUUAUGCUACACCUGAUGUGGAAAGUUCAUAUGAUGACAAAUGAAUUGAGCUCCUCAUUGCAAAUGAUGGAUCAAGAUAUUGUCAAUGCUAUGGGAUUUCUUGCUCUUACAAAGCAAAGAUUACAAAAUAUGAGGGAUAAUGAAUUCGAAUCAUUAAUGGAUGAUGUCUCUUCUUUUUGUGAUAAACAUGAUAUAGUCAUUCCGGAGAUGGAUGCUAGCUACUUUCUUGGGAAGUCAAAGCGUAAAGCUCUUGAUUUGCAUCUUCAAGAGCUUAAUAAUCGUUUUGAUGCUGUGAGUACUGACUUACUUCUCGGUAUGGCUAGUUUGAAUCCAGUUAAUUCAUUUGGUAGUUUUGAUAAGGGCAAGAUAAUGAGGUUGACUGAAUAUUAUAUGAAUGAGUUUGACAACAACAAGCUUCGGGAUCUCAGUUUUCAGCUUGAUAGCUUUAUAGUUUAUGUCUGUGGUUCUGACAAGAGGUUCUUCAACUUGAAAGGAAUUAGUGAUCUUGCUAAAGUAUUGGUCAAGUCAGAUUUGCAUCAAAUUUGGCCACUUGUUUAUUUGCUUAUCAAGUUGACUCUCAUUCUUCCCGUUGCUACUGCUUCUGUGGAACGAGCUUUCUUUUCCAUGAAAUACAAUACGUCUUCAAUCGACACCAGUCUCAGCCUCAGCUGCAUCAGAACCACCAUUUUGUUGCUGACCUCCCUUCGCACCAUCCCAAUUUCCAUUCUCCCCAUUAUCGUCCUGAUUUUGGGUGGGUCUUAUCGUUCUGGAGAACUCGUUCCACGACCCAUAGCCAUUACCAGCCCAGCAUUUGCCUCAAUUGGUUACCAAGACGGAGCCUUUUCCCGUUGCUGUUUUAGCUGUGAGCAGACUACACAGAAUCCUAAAAGAGCAAAAAUUGAGGAGGAAUCUGUUCCAGUUGUGAGAAUAUCAGAAGCACUUGCAAACUUUUUGGGUAUUUCAGAAAGUGAGAUGUCACAAGCAGAGGUUCUGAGGCAGUUUCAUAAUUAG